This is a messenger RNA of Triticum aestivum (bread wheat), 2405 nucleotides long. RefSeq names its product wall-associated receptor kinase 4. Gene Ontology annotation, biological process: protein phosphorylation; cell surface receptor signaling pathway. The coding region runs from base 112 to 2241 and encodes 709 amino acids. Gene Ontology annotation, cellular component: plasma membrane. The record is from RefSeq and is a predicted model, not a curated record. Gene Ontology annotation, molecular function: calcium ion binding; protein serine/threonine kinase activity; ATP binding. Lineage: Eukaryota; Viridiplantae; Streptophyta; Magnoliopsida; Poales; Poaceae. The transcript has 3 exons.
UCGAUUCUUGGUUGGGAUGAUUAUAAAGCAACCCAGACCACGCCGUCCCCAACGAAGCAAAGCAAGCCCACGCCGUUCCCAACCCAGACCACGCCGUCCCCAACACCAUCCAUGCCGUUCAACAGAUUAGCUGCUGUACCUGUACUACUAUUAUGGCUCGUCUCAGUGCUUGCCGCAAGGUUCCCACUGCUUGGAGCAGCAUCGCCACAACCUAGCAGUAAGUGCCAAAGAAAAUGCGGCAGCGUAGACAUCCCUUACCCAUUCGGGAUCGUCCAUUCACCCGACGACGACGAAGGCGACGACGACGGCCACUGCGCCAUGAACGGCUUUGGCCUGACCUGCAACGAGACAGGGAUUAAUGGUGGGCGCCACAGGCCAUUUGCAGCUGGCAACGUGGAGGUCGUCGGCAUCUCGCUGCAGCAAGGUCAGGCCCGGAUGCUGAAUAAUAUCUCCUAUUAUUGCUACAACACCACCACUCGGGAGAUGGUCCGCGACGAGUGGUCGCUGGACUUCGCGGGCACACCCUACAUGUUCUCUGACACCACCAACAAGUUCACGGUCAUCGGUUGCCAAACCCUGGCGUACAUCAACGGCGACGAUGGCGACUAUGGCGAUGGCGGCGACAAGUACAUGAGUGGGUGUGUGGCCAUGUGCCGGGGAGACGAUGUGAGGUCGACCCUGAGCAACGGCUCCUGCUCCGGGAUAGGGUGCUGCCAGACCGCCAUCCCCAAGGGGCUGCAGUACUACUACGUGGAGUUCGAACCUGGCUUCAACACGACCGAGAUCCACAACGUCAGCCGCUGCAGCUACGCGGUGCUCAUGGACUCGUCCAACUUCACCUUCUCGACGACCUAUGCGACCUCGCCGGCGUUCAUUAACAACAACGGUGGCCAGGCGCCGUUCGUCAUGGAUUGGGCCAUCAGGAACGAGACGUGCGACGUAGCCCGCAAGAAGCCUGGGUCCUACGCGUGCGUCAGCAACAACAGCGAGUGCUUCAACUCGCUCAAUGGACCAGGCUACAUCUGCAACUGUUCCAAAGGUUUCCAUGGUAAUCCUUACCUGCAAGAUCCGGAGCAUGGAUGCAAAGACAUUGAUGAAUGCAAGCUCCCUCAUCUGUAUCGCUGCACAAAUGGCGGAGUCUGCAGAAACAGGUUGGGAGGCUAUGACUGUCCAUGCAAAUUUAGAUUGAAAGGCCACGCCAAAGGGGGAACCUGCAUAGAUCAUUUCCCUCUAGCAGCAAAGGUGGCAGUCUGUACAAUAGGUGGCAUUCUUCUCAUGGUGAUUAUAUCGUUUCUUGUUAUUCUUCACAAAGAGAAAAAGAAGACGGAAGAAUUCUUCAAAAAGAAUGGUGGCCCUACAUUAGAGAAGGCAAUUGUCAUUAAACUUUUCAAAAAGGACGAGCUCAAGCCAAUUUUGAAGAAGAGCAACUUAAUUGGAAAAGGUUGCUUUGGUGAAGUUUACAAGGGCAUUCUUGACAAUAAACUAGUUGCAGUAAAGAAGCCGAUUAAUGGUUCUGUGCUAGAGAGUGACCAAUUUGCAAAUGAAGUCAUCAUUCAAUCUCAAGUCAUCCACAAGAACAUUGUUAGGCUCAUUGGUUGUUGCCUUGAAGUCGAUGCCCCCAUGCUGGUCUACGAGUUUAUCUCCCAAGGUAGCCUCCAUGACAUUCUUCACAAUAGCAAUAACAAGGUGGCUUUCAACUUGGAUGCACGUCUAAGUAUUGCUACACAUUCAGCCGAUGGUCUAGCUUAUAUGCACUCAAAAACAAAUAAUAGAAUUCUACACGGUGAUGUCAAACCAGCUAAUAUACUUUUGGAUGAUAACUUCAUACCCAAGAUUUCAGAUUUCGGCAUAUCUAGGCUGAUUGCAUGUGACAAGGAACACACUGCAUCAAUCAUUGGCGACAGGAAUUAUAUGGAUCCGGUGUAUCUACAAGAAGGCUUACUCACUGAAAAAAGUGAUGUCUACAGUUUUGGAGUAGUGAUCCUGGAACUUAUUAGCAGGGAGAGGGCAAUCCAUUCUGAUAAUAAUAAGUUGGUAAAGAAUUUUCUUGAAGCCCAUAAGAAACAAAAGAAAGCAACCCAGUUUUUCGACAAGGAAAUUGCAAUAACAAAUGAUUUGGAGAUCCUUGAAAAUUUAGCAAGUAUAGCUGUGGAAUGCCUUAGCCUUGACGUGGAUCAAAGGCCAACAAUGAUGGAGGUAGCUGAGAGGCUACUCAUACUAAGCCGAUCUUGUAAGUUGUAAGAUGUUUGUCACUAAGUUAUUUUUAAAUAAUGGGCAGCAGAGUUCUCCUACAAUAUUCGUAAACGUGUCUCUAGGGAGGCUGAAUUUAUGUACGCUCCAUCUGUAACCGUGUUCUGAAGAAGUGCUUUUUUACCAAAGGCGAAGUAUCGAGUAAUUUUUUUUGA